UUCUAGGCAGUGACCGGAUCAUUCUCUCUCUAGCAAUAAAGAAUCCCAAUCGCGUCGUGUCGCAGCUCUCUUUCGACUUUCGAGCACGGACGGACCCAAGAAACAGGAAAGUACUCAUCGUCAAGAAAUUAGGGUUUUCAGGUUCUGUUCUUUGUUUGGUUGCUGAGAAAACAUGGGAGGAGGCAAUGCACAGAAAUCAAAGAUGGCCCGUGAGAAGAACCUGGAGAAGCAAAAAGCGGCGGGCAAGGGAAGCCAACUCGAUUCAAACAAGAAAGCUAUGACAAUCCAGUGCAAGGUGUGUAUGCAAACGUUUAUGUGCACCACAUCUGAGGUGAAGUGCAAGGAACACGCAGAGGCAAAGCAUCCCAAGUCCGAUGUUUGUGUGUGCUUUCCUCACCUCAAGAAAUGAACAAACUUAUGUGGGUAUUGGGUAAUGUGCCUAAGAACUAUGCUGGGACAGGCUGUGGAGGUGCCGCCCCUUCGUUUUAGAGGUUUCUGGAAUGAUUUUACCAAGGAUUUUAUUUUAUAUCAGUGGCUGUUUGAAACAAGGAUGUUUCAAAAAUGAAAUGUGUAAUAGUGACUGUGUUUAAAUUAAACAUUGUGAGAUAAAUUGUCAAGAAUAUCAAGUGCUCUUCAUCU
Messenger RNA from Morus notabilis, 639 nucleotides. RefSeq lists its product as uncharacterized. NCBI's taxonomy places the organism in Eukaryota, Viridiplantae, Streptophyta, Magnoliopsida, Rosales, Moraceae. The record is from RefSeq and is a predicted model, not a curated record. The transcript has 3 exons. The coding region runs from base 173 to 409 and encodes 78 amino acids.